CUGUGCUCAGCAGAGCUCUAAAAGCGGGACUGCCGUGUGUGACAGUGAGUCGAUCCAUUUUCCCACCUGUGGGGUGUUGAUCUUUGCACACACAGAGAGAGAGACGGUGCAGGAGCGAGGCGUGCGGAGCUGUGGGAGUCUGUGCGUAAAAGGAAAACCCCGCUUGUGCGCUCCCCACUCUCAGGAGGCGCCCACGCGCUGAUCUCACGCCUCAUUUUCACCCGUGACUCGUAUUUGGAGCUGAAAGCGGGAUGUGGAACUGAUUACUCUGCCUUUCACCUGGUCUAAUCCGCACAGGAAAAAAAGAGAUGAGCGGGGAAACAGACUGGCCGGAGGGCGAUGGAGCUCAGGAGGAGGCCAGAUCCUCCCCUCAUUGGUCAGAGGAACGAUGCGAGGAGCUGUGGGAUCGCGUGGAGGGAGUGCGGCACAAGCUGACCCGCAUCCUCCACCCAGCCAAGCUCACCCCAUACCUGCGGCAGUGCAAGGUCAUCGACGAGCAGGACGAGGACGAGGUGCUCAACUCUACGCAGUACCCACUGCGAAUUAACAAGGCUGGUCGCUUGCUGGACAUUCUCCACGGUCAGGGCCAGAGGGGCCUUCAGGCCUUCAUGGAAUCGCUGGAGUUUUACCAUCCGGAGCAGUACACUCAGUUAACGGGAAAACAGCCGACACAGCGAUGCUCCCUCAUACUGGAUGAAGAAGGUCCAGAGGGCUUGACUCAGUUUCUGCUGCUGGAGGUGCGUAAACUGAGGGAGCAGCUCCGAAACAGCCGCCUGUGCGAGCGCCGCUUGUCUCAGCGCUGUCGCAUGGCGGAGGAGGAGCGUAGCCGAGCCGAACAUAAAGCUCAGGAGCUGCGGCACGACAAACUGCUGCUCGAAAGGCUGCGUCAGGACUGGGAGUCAGCGAGUCGGGAGCUGGGUAAGCUGAAGGACCGACACCUUGAACAGGCUGUGAAGUAUUCCAGGGCUUUGGAGGAGCAGAGCAAAGUCUCCAUGCGAGAAAGAGAACUCCUGAGACAGGUAGAGGAGCUUAAGUCCAGACUGACUGAUGCAGAUAAGGAAACAGAAAAGGCUGAUGCUCCAGAGAUCAACAGAGCAAACAGCGGUCUCUCCAAUGGGAUAAAUGGCUCUACACCUCCCUUACCAGAGAAGCCGCUGAAGCACACUGACGCUGAGAAAGCAGACAGAAAGGGAGCUCAGAUAACAAACUCAGAUCCUUCCACUGGAGUCGUUGCCCUGAUGGAUAUCCUGAAGCAGGACCGCAGGGAGGCUGCAGAACAGAGACACGAGCUCUGUGAGAUCGUCACCAAACUUGAGGGAGAGCUGCAGAGCGCCGAGGAGAACAGGGACAAACUGGAAGCCCAGUGUGAGCAGCUGCAGCUGAAGGUGAGGACUCUCCAGCUGGACUGGGAGACGGAGCAGAAGAGGAGUCUUUCCUACUUCAACCAAAUCAUGGAAAUGGAAAAGGAGAGAGACCAGGCUUUGCGUAGUCGAGACAGCCUGCAGCUUGAGUACACUGACUGCCUGCUGGAUAAGAACCGUCUGCGCAAACGCAUCGCAGAGCUGCAGGCCAACCUGGAGCAGCAGCAGCGAGAGCUGGAGAAGGAGCGAGAGCGCUGCCGGGAGCCGAUGCAGCAGAGUCCCUGUAUGAACUGCUCCCACCUGUCUCUGUGCAGCGAGGACCAAUGCUUUGGCCCAUGCUGCUCCCCUGACGUGGAUCUGAGUCCACAGUUCAGCAGAACUCAACUGGUGCUAAGGAAGACAUCUAGAGGCCAACACAAUGAAAGCUCUGAGGGUUCAGCUUUCAACUCAGAGGAGAACCUGCUGUCUUCGUCAAACCACGAUGAAAAGGAAAUAAAUCGUCUGUCCACGUUCCCCUUUCCUCCGUGCAUGAACUCCAUCCACAGGCGGUUCACAGAGGAGUUCGACGUGGACUCCUGGGGCAGCGAUGAGAACGAGAACAUUCCAGGCGAACAGACCGAGCCGUCUUUGUGGGAUUCCUGGACCUCUGUGCACUCCCAUCUGUUCCCCCCAGAUUUGGUCAACCUGCCCCCGGUUUCUUCUCAGUCAUCCACCCCUAAUGCUCCCAGGAAGCCGCCCUCUCCCUGCUCUCCAAAUUCGAGCCCCUCCACCUCGCCAAAGCUUGGACGAGCCAGCCUGGCCGGUGAUAUCACCAUAGUUGGAGGAAAUCGGACUGGGAUCUUCGUCAGCAGCGUGAAAGCCGGCUCACCGGCCGAACAGUGUGGACUGCGGGAGGGCUGUGAGCUGCUGGAGCUGGAGCGGGUUCUGUUUGGCGGAGGGAGUGUGCUGCUGGCUCAGUGCACGGCUGAGGUGGCCCACUUUUCUCUGCAGUGGUGGACCGAGCCCCAAACCCUCAAACACCAGAGCAACCCAGAGGCCUACUCCAAGCUGCAGUCAGAGCUUUCUUCGCCCUCCUUCGUGGGCGCGGACUCCUUCUAUGCGCGGGUCAAUCUCAACAUGGAGUCCCACGGUGACUCGCCCUCUCUGGGGGUUUCCUGCGAUGACAUCAUCCACGUCACUGACACCAGGCACAACGGGAAAUACCAGUGGCGCUGCUCCCUGGUGGACCGGAACACGGCCAUGCCCCUGCAGACAGGAACCAUGCCCAACUACAACAGGGCUCAGCAGCUGUUGCUUAUUAGGUUACGAAAAAUGUCACUGGAGCAAAAGGACUCAAAGAAGAAGAUGUUUUUAAAGAAAACACCUAACCGCGUUCGACUGGUCAAGGCGGUGGAUCCCAGCUCUCGGGGUUGCGGUUCCUCAAAGCAGAUUUUUUACACUCUCAACAAACGUCACGAGGAACAUCUGAUCCCAUACAGUCUGGUGCAGCCGGUGAAGGUCCAGACUAAGCGGCCGGUCAUCUUCUCGCCCUCGCUCCUUUCCCGCGGGCUGAUCGAGAGGCUGCUGCAGCCGGCGGAGUCUGGUUUGAACUUUAACACCUGCCCCCCUGAGCCUAUUAAAGCUUCAGAACAAAAGGACAAAAGGGUAUUUCUGUUGGAUUCCUGCAGUCCAGAGCAGGCUCUGGGAAUACGGCUGGAAUCAAUACAGGAUGUGAUCAGUCAGGGCAGGCAUUGUCUGUUAGAGCUGGGGCUGCACAGCGUCGAGGGCCUGCUGAGGCAGGGGAUUUACCCCAUUGUCAUCCACAUUCGCCCUAAAAACAAAAAGCACAAGAAGCUAAGGAAGUUUUUGCCAAGGUGUGGAGAGGACAGCAUUAUGGAGGAGGUGUGCCAGGCCGAGGAGCUGCAGCUGGAAACACUGCCUCUGCUUUACUCCACGGUGGAGCCAAACACCUGGAGCUGCACCGAGGAGCUGCUGGAAGCCUUACGUGGUGCAAUCCAAAGGCAGCAGAAGGCGGUAGCAUGGGUUGAACUUGACAGGCUGCAGUAGAAGACAGAUGUGUGUACACUGCAUCCAAUGAUACGCACAAACGUGAUUAUCCUGUGGUCACUGGAGCAGGUACCAAGCCAGUGCGGGAUCUUUACAGUGGCUAUGAUGUAAUUUGUAUUUGUGCAAAUAUUUAUUUUCAGUUUCAAAGGAAGCCAGAUUAGACUCCUGUGUACGCAGUGAUAUUAAGUACUUUGCAUGCCCUAGUGCCAUGGUCACAUCAGUACAAAUCAACCUGUAGGAAAUAAUUCACGAUGCAAUGUUGUGUUUUCCCUCACUACAACUAAAGUCAGAUUAUUUUCAGAAUUGUACAUUGUAUAAAACUUAUUGUCAUUACAAAAAGCAGGAUCUGUACUGUAAAAUAAGCAAGUGCAUCAUGCUUUUUCAACUACUGUGAAGUCUCUUUUAUGUUAUGUUUGAAAGAAAAUGCACAUUUGUAGACAGCUUUUGACUCUGAUUUUCUUGUAUACUUUUUGUUUUUAUUUUGGUGACUUCUUUUAACAAGAAAUAAAUAUACUUUUGCAAUACACUU
Fundulus heteroclitus (mummichog) is the source of this 3936-nucleotide messenger RNA. Its product is annotated as caspase recruitment domain-containing protein 11. The record is from RefSeq and is a predicted model, not a curated record. Gene Ontology annotation, molecular function: protein binding. Gene Ontology annotation, biological process: regulation of apoptotic process. The transcript is spliced from 24 exons. NCBI's taxonomy places the organism in Eukaryota, Metazoa, Chordata, Actinopteri, Cyprinodontiformes, Fundulidae. Bases 309 to 3407 code for a protein of 1032 amino acids.